This is a messenger RNA of Pyricularia oryzae 70-15, 2402 nucleotides long. RefSeq lists its product as uncharacterized. Bases 795 to 1598 code for a protein of 267 amino acids. Gene Ontology annotation, biological process: conjugation with cellular fusion. The transcript has 4 exons. NCBI's taxonomy places the organism in Eukaryota, Fungi, Ascomycota, Sordariomycetes, Magnaporthales, Pyriculariaceae. The record is from RefSeq and is a predicted model, not a curated record. Gene Ontology annotation, cellular component: membrane; mating projection tip.
CAUUUUGGGUACUACAUGCAUCCUUUUUUGACCUGAUUGACCGACUUUUUUACUCCGUACCUUUUUUUCUUACUUACCUUACAUGCAAGACAGAGAGACACACCGCAUACCACACACCUUACCUGGACUGGCUUUUCUAACCGCCUUUUCUGCCGGACGAUUGUGACUGUUGUUGUGUCGUAGCAAAGAAACCAUCUCUUUCUCGUCACACACCGCGACACAACAUACAACCAUCCUCUAGCACAGAGGACCUGGACUGGGGGUCCAACUUGUCUACUGUGGUUUGUUGCUGAACAGCAAACCAAAGUCAAGUCUUCUCAGCAUUUGAGUUGAAUCCCAUACAUCCUUCCUCUUCCAAGCAUUCCAAAACAAUAGAAACACCCACUCCUUUCCCCUAAUCUUUACAGACCAGCUUAGAUCUGACGCCCUCAGCAUUCCUAUCGCUAGGCAGAUCGAAUCUCGUUUUUUAGGCCGAUUCACCCAAGUAACUCUCAUCUCAAGGCUUCUACCUCGCGCGCGCAUUCCAAUCCGAACCUCCAAACGUUGCGACAACGAAGAAGGACGACGACAACGGACAGGGCUAGAUCACUUUGCUUGGUCCCCAUCCGUCUAGCUAGCUUUCGCUCGCACAUCCAGGUUCUUCUCCGAGUCGCAUUCCAGCGCCUGGCUGAGCAACCAUUCAACGCCCGACCGUCUCUCCAUCCUAGGAGGACGGGGGGUUUGGGGCUUUUGUCUGACCGUCUUUUAGCAAAGAGCGGCAAGAAACCACCAACCGAGAAGGGAAUAGAGACGCGAUGGCCGAGGGGAAGUUUGCAGUGGGCUGGUGGCAAUUUGUGCCGUUUCUCGGCUACCACCAUGUUCUUAUGAUUCUGAUAGCAGUUGCCAUCAUAUUGUUAUCACUACUAUUAGCAGGAUGCUCGUCAUCAUCACCGCUCAUACCAGAUAUCUUCCUGCUAUCUUUAUAUUAUCAACAAUAUACAGCGGUGCCCGAUACGUCACAAGUCGACUACAAUGUCAACCAAGCCAUCAGCAACAUUGUCGGUAACGCGCAUCUCCAGGCUCGUGUCGGCUACUUUGGCAUCUGUGUCAACGCCGAUGGCGGCUCAUGGCUGUGCUCAAACAACGCCACCGCCCUUGCUCGCGAGAUCUCGGUUGACCAAGAUCCGCUUAACCUGAUCUGGCUGGCAAGCCAAUUCAAAGACAUGAUUGUCUUUCCCUACCUGAUCAUCAUCGCAAUCAUUUUUGCCUUCAUCUGUCUCCUUCUCCUCGCCACCUUCCCCGGCUGGCAUGAGGACACCGACAGCGAGGGAUCGGAGCGUGAGGUCAAGCCGUUCCCCUCGCGGCCCGUGAGCCAGGUUGCCCUUGCCAUCAUCUUCAUCGCGAGUAUCUUCGUCCUGGUCAGUGUCUUGUGGCAACACACGGCCUCAGUGGCAGCCAGUGUCAUAGCGCAGGACUUUGGAAACGGGAGCGUUCUCAGCGGCAUCGGUACCAGCGCCAUGGUAAUGGGUUGGUUCAGUUUUACGCUUCUCAUUAUUGUCACCAUCGGCCUUCUCGUCAUGAUUCUGAGCAUACGCGUGCUUAGUCAGCUGGCAGGAUGAGCCUGGUUGACGACAUGUGAGAACCAAGUGGGGGCCAGAACCACAGAUCGCGUCGCGAAGCGGGUAGGAUGGACGAUGAUGCGAUUUCAUUAGAUGACAGGCUGGUAGACGAUCAUGGUAUGGGAAACAAAGAGACGGGACCACGGGACAUACAGGAAUUGUGAAGGAUGAGAACGUCGUCAAUCAACCCACCCUCUGGACUCAGAGAUGAGAUGAUGAUUUGAGCCGGACAUCCACUGCAACUGGCUGGAAAGCUGCCGGGCCAGCUUUUGUUCCCUUCAGCGAUGACGACUAUAGAUUGACGACUUGACGACGAUGGGAGGGCCAGUUGGGUAUCAGGCGCCGGGUUAUCAUCUCUGGGAGGGAACUUUUGUUGACGAAAACGAUCGCCAAAUCAAAGGGAGGAAUAUGUUUAUCUGCGUCUAUGGUUUUCUCCAGUCCGAGGUAUGGGCUGGUUUUACUACUUUGACGUUCGGAUUCACACCCCCCGACGAAAAAAAAAUCAGCGAAUUUUUGUCUCUCUUCUCACUCUUUAUUGCACCAAGCCCGUUCAGGGAAAAUGUUAAACAAUUUGCUUGUUAUUUGUUUUCGGAUCAAUGUUUGGGAAAAAGACUGUCAUCGGCUUCAAUUUUUUGUAUUUUGUGUAUAUUGGGCUGCAGUAGACAAUUCGACGUCUGCUCUCCUGACGCCUUUUCGGUCUUGUUUUAAUGCUACUCUUUUUUUCUUCAUCACCCCCCUUUUUUUUGUUCUAUGUAGAGUGAGUAACAAUCAUCGUCUCAACCGUUUAUUUCAUCUGUUCUUGGC